Closterium sp. Naga37s-1 is the source of this 1773-nucleotide messenger RNA. The record is from the annotation of a GenBank genome assembly. Lineage: Eukaryota; Viridiplantae; Streptophyta; Zygnematophyceae; Desmidiales; Closteriaceae.
AUGGAAGGAGGGAUACGUGAGAGAGAGGGUGAGAGGGGAUGGGAAAUCGAGGGUAGGCAGAGCCCUCUCGGGGUUGGUUGGUGCGUUUGGCUGGAUUGUUGUUGGUCGGCCUGUUGGAAGGGUGAGGGUCGCUCCCUCUCUCUUCUUCUGGUGGGCCGCGGGGCUCGCACACUGGACGGGCUAAGGAUCGAAGGAGAUUCUCCCUUCCGAUGGGCGUGCCCCGGGCCCCCCGAUGGAUGGAUUCUAGGGGUCGCGGAGCCGAAAUGCGAGGCCAAAUCGGAUCAUCCGGGUCAUCCGGGUGGAGAACCGGAUCGUCCGGGUCAUCCGGGUGGGGAACCGGAUCGUCCGGGUCAUCCGGGUGGGGAACCGGAUCGACCGGACCAUCCGGAUGGGAAACCGGGUCAUCCGGGUCGGGAACCGGACCAACCGGAUCAUCCGGGUGGGGAACCGGGUCGACCGGACCAUCCGGAUGGGGAACCGGAUCAUCCGGGUCAUCCGGGUCGGGAACCGGAUCGACCGGACCAUCCGGAUGGGGAACCGGAUCAUCCGGGUCAUCCGGGUCGGGAACCGGAUCGACCGGACCAUCCGGGUGGGGAACCGGACUCAACCGUACCAUCCCCGUGGGGGACCGGACCCAACCGGACCAUCCGGGUGGGGUGCCGGGUCGGGAACCGGACCGACCGGACCAUCCGGGUGGGGAGCCGGAUCAACCGGGUCAUCCGGGUGGGGAACCGGAUCGACCGGGUCAUCCGGGUGGGGAACCGGAUCGACCGGGUGGGGAACCGGACCAACCGGACCGACCGGACCAUCCGGGUGGGGUACCGGGUCAGGAACCGGACUGGGAACCGGAUCAUCCGGGUCAUCCGGAUGGGGAACCGGAUCAUCCGGGUCAUCCGGGUGGAGAACCGGAUCAACCGGACCAUCCGGACGGGGUACCGGGUGGGGAACCGGACCAACCGGACAGGGAACCGGACGGGAAGCCGGAUCAUCCGGGUCAUCCGCAUGGGGAAUUGGAUCGACCGGGUGAUCCGGGUGGGGAACCGGAUCAGCCGGGCAAGCCCGAUGGGGAACCGGGUGGGGAAACGGACCAGCCGGGUAGGGUACCGGGCGGGGAACCGGACCAUCCGGGUCAUCCGGGUGGGGAUCCGGAUCGACCGGGUCAUCCGGGUGGGGAACCGGACCAACCGGACCAUCCGGGUGGGGAACCGGGUCGGGAACCGGAUCAACCCGACCAUCCGGUUGGGGAACCGGACCAAUCGGACCGUGCGGGUGGGGAGCCGAAUCGACCGGAUGGGAAAUCGGACCAACCGGGUGGGGAACCCGGUGCGGUUCCGGGUCGGGAGCCGGGUCAACCAUCCGGACGGGGAACCGGAUCAUCCGGGUGGUCCGGGUGGGGAAGCGGACCAACCGGACCAACCGGGUGCGGUACCGGGUGGGAAACCGGACCAAACGGGUAGUGAUCCGGACGGGGAACCGGAUCAUCCGGGUCGGGAACCGGAUCAACCGGGUCUAGGGUGGGGAACCGGACCAUCCGGGUGGGGAACCGGGUGGGGUACCGGGUCGGGGAACCGGAUCAACCGGACCAUCCGGACGGGGAACCGGAUCAUCCGGGUGGUCCGGGUGGGGUGCCAAAUCGACCGUGCGGGGAGUCGGACCAACCGGACCAUCCGGGUGGGGAACCGGGUGGGGUACCGGGUCGGGAACCGGAUCAACCGGACCAUCCGGACGGGGAACCGGAUCAUCCGGGAAGGGAACCGGAUCGACCGGGUCUAG